Rhipicephalus sanguineus (brown dog tick) is the source of this 1079-nucleotide messenger RNA. RefSeq lists its product as uncharacterized. The record is from RefSeq and is a predicted model, not a curated record. Lineage: Eukaryota; Metazoa; Arthropoda; Arachnida; Ixodida; Ixodidae. The transcript is spliced from 2 exons. The coding region runs from base 303 to 863 and encodes 186 amino acids.
CAGCCCUCGCUACCCACAAUCUAAUGGCCUAGCGAAAAAAGGGGUCCAGGUUGUCAAGCGUAUAAUGAAGACAUUGGUCUUUGCUUCAGCGUCAUGUACCAACUGACCCAGAUUUCGACGUUAUCUGCGAGUGUUAAUCCUUUUCUGUGUCGACUCUCACCGAACAGAUGGACUGAAAUGGAAGCAAUAGCCGCAGGGACGUCUCUGAGAGGAGACCGCCUCGUCGCGGCCCCAGCGCACCCAGGCAUCACAGCGGACACCUUCGCGGAGGAGCCCCAGCAGGCGACAACAAAGCCGCCUGUAUGCCCUGCCACUUAACCACUGAUGCCCAGUUGCCCUUUCGCCUCACUGCCCAACCCCCGCACAAGACAGGCCCACUUAUCAACCUCGCUUAUCAAGCCCAGCCGGGAGAGCCGGCCGCCUCGCCUCACAGCCGCUACCGGGAUGUGGCCACCUGGACGAGCCAGGAGGGAGUGGACCCCCUGAUAGCGUACGUCUCGUCGAGGCCCUGGCGCCGGCAGGAGAGGGCCCGCGUUGGGACGCCUCUGGCCUGCCUGUACUGCCUUUUUCAAGGCAGGACGGUGGCGGAUGCGGACCGGAGGGCGAAUGGGGCAUGCCUCCCUGUGCCCGCAGGGACGCGGCUAUGUCUGUGCGGCGCCGUCAUGGUGCACGAUUCACAUGAGCAGAGCAAGCUGCACUGGCGCCACACGGGACACACCCUGCCACCGAGCUGCGAUGCCUCCGAGGAACGCCCCAGCAAGGCGGCCAGGGCCAUGCUGGCACGGGCGGCCCGGGAGGCGGACUUUGCUCAGUGGCUGCUGACAACAGCCACUGGCCAUGCGGCGAGAGUGGGUCCGCCCUAAGGGCUGCCAGCAGAAGUCAGGACGACGGCGGUGGCGAUGGAGGCCGGGAUGGCAGCGGUAACGGCGACGGAGGACACGACCGUGGCUAUGCUAGGGGCUGCGGCGACACCACUGGAGGCACCGGCGGCACCAACGUCAGAGCCGCCAGGGCAGGAGAGCAUGGACGCGACCGGGCCCUCCUUGAGGAAGAAUAAAAACAUUUUUUAUUAUUCUCAU